Messenger RNA from Centropristis striata (black sea bass), 745 nucleotides. Its product is annotated as stonustoxin subunit beta-like. Gene Ontology annotation, molecular function: protein binding. The record is from RefSeq and is a predicted model, not a curated record. Lineage: Eukaryota; Metazoa; Chordata; Actinopteri; Perciformes; Serranidae. The transcript has 3 exons. The coding region runs from base 35 to 745 and encodes 236 amino acids.
GAGUUUUAAAGCAAACAAUGAAAAAUAAUCAAUAAUGAAUAAUCUAAACCAAUACUUUUGCUUCUUACCGUUUUAUCUUAUCAGCCACAAACAUUGUGACUUUUCUCAUCAUUUAGAAAUCAUCCCAGACUACGAGCCCAACAUCCCUGAGCCCACAUGCAGAGCUGAUCUCCUGAAACACUGGUACAAGCUUUCUCUGGAUGACAAGACAGCCAAUAAGAUGCUGUGGAUCACAGAGGGUGGAGCCAAGGUGGCACGCAUGACUGAUGAUGUCACUUGUCCCGUCCUGGACAGACCAGAGAGAUACGAGCAUAUCCCCCAGGUUCUCUGCAAAGAAGGCAUCCUUGGCUUCCGAGCUUACUGGGAGAUAAAAUACUCAGGUUGGGUGGUGGCCGGAGUGGCCUAUGAAGGGGCGGGGAGGAGGGGGAGCGACGGACAGUGUGGGCUGGGGGAGAACGAGCACUCCUGGGGUCUUGGGUGGGGCGGAUCCCACUACCAGCUGUGGUUCAACGGCAUUAGCACAGAAAUCUGGGAUAUUCCCCAGUACAGCACCAUUGGGGUUUACCUCGACCAUCCAGCCGGUGUCAUCAAUUUCUACGCGGUCGAAGAAGUGGAGGAGGGAGAGACGAGCAGGAAGGAGAUCACGCUGCUGCAGCAGAUCAAGAGCUCGUUCAAGGGCAGGAUGCUGCCAGGGUUCUGGGUGGGACAAAAAUCAUCAUGCGUCUUAGUAAAACCAGAGGAGUAA